Molecule: messenger RNA, 1297 nt
Organism: Girardinichthys multiradiatus
Lineage: Eukaryota; Metazoa; Chordata; Actinopteri; Cyprinodontiformes; Goodeidae
Product: melanocortin-2 receptor accessory protein-like
Exons: 5
Coding region: 145-495 (116 amino acids)
Biological process (GO): regulation of adenylate cyclase-activating G protein-coupled receptor signaling pathway; protein localization to plasma membrane
Cellular component (GO): endoplasmic reticulum; plasma membrane
Molecular function (GO): type 1 melanocortin receptor binding; corticotropin hormone receptor binding; type 5 melanocortin receptor binding
Source: RefSeq, a predicted model, not a curated record
AACGCUGAACUCCAGCGCCAGUUAAGCACUGGAAGCGAUUUGGUGGGAAAUGCCUCCUACACGUGUGUGUGUGUGUGUGUGUGUGUGUAUAUACCUGAUCGACAAGCGGCACAUCGAACCCGCCCAGCGUAUUUAUAUUCAUUCAUGCGGUUAAGAAACAAAACAGCUAACCAUUUGUCCAAAAAUGACACUAUGGUUGUCCUGGGGAACUCCACCAGUGCUCCUCCAUAUGAAUGGGAGUACUACUUUGAUUAUCUUGAUCCUGUGUUGGUGGAUGAGAGCCAGCUGAAGUACCAUAAAUACUCAAUUGUCAUUAUACUAUGGGUAACUCUGGUUGCUUUUGUGGGAUUUCUCUUUCUCAUUUUGAAUCUAAUGUCUCUCAGUGUGAAGUUGCCAAAGAUACACAAACCCAGAGUUAAGCGACAACACGAAGGCUCAACUGUUUUACCACAGGAUGAUUCUGGAGAUGGCUCUGACGGCUGUUUGAGCCUUUGAUGAUUUGGACCCUUUUUCUUUUUGGAUUUUGCACUUGGCUCCGGUCACCAAGCCGACGUGGGACAGGAACAGGUCUGCUGAAGCUGCUCCACUCCACAGCUCGUGGAUGUACAACGACAACAGAAACAGUCCUGGUGCUGGAAAGAAGAAAACAAAGCUUAAAUAACCACAGCUUAUUAAAAAUGAGUAGAAAUAAACAAAAAAAUGUUUCAUCUUAUUUAUUAUCAUCAAUUACUUUUUCACACUAGGCCAGGUUGGUUUUUCUCUUAAUGAUUAAAAUCAUAAUUUGGAAAAUUAGCAUUUUGUAUUUACUCAAGUUAUCUUUACUCAAUAUUAAAGGGAACAUAUCAUGCAAAAUCCACUUUUUUAGGCCUUAAAUACACAUUGUUGUGUACUUUGGAGUCUGUAGGAGUGCAGAAAACCUGAACCGAGUCUCUCCAGGAGCUGCGUAGCUAUCUUUAUUUUCUGUUUGGGUCAUAUUUUUCAGUCCGUUCAUUUUUCUCUUUUUUGAACUGUUAUGUCACAGUAUUUGAUGCGGAACAACUAAACAAGGUAGAAUUCCGGCUGGCCAAUUUGGCAUAUCUGCCAUUUUUAUUUCUUGCUGAAAAUGCUAAAUUGACAACUUUAUUUUAGACAUGAAUUUAUUGUGUGUGGACAUGAUAUCCUGACCAUUGUUUUAAUAGCAGUAUAGUAGGAUCGUUCCUUCUGCUUAUGAUAGUGCUGUAAGCUGCUUUUAGCUCCUUGAGGACAUAACUGUACUGCGUGUUUUCAAUAUUAUUAUUACAUAAACACCUUAUCAUUG